AUGUCUUUGACUCUCAGUCUCACCAUUACAACACCGCGUUUCCCGCAACUACAACACCGGACCUCAUCGCCCAUUCUCAAAUUCAAACCCAAUUCACCACUUUCCAUCACUCGUGCUUCUUCCUCUAUGUCCACCACAUCCUUAUCUCACCUCAGCGUCGACGAAGACUUACCGCCAAAUUACGGAGACUGGCUUCCUAAACCCGAAAUUCACCUCCGUAGAAGAGCCGGUAUUCUUCUCCAUCCGACGUCGUUUCAAAGUCCAUACGGAAUCGGCGAUCUUGGAAUUGAGGCAUUUCGUUUCAUUGACUGGCUUCACCGAACCGGUUGCUCCCUUUGGCAGGUUCUUCCUCUUGUGCCUCCGGGAAGAAAGGCUAACGAAGAAGGAUCUCCUUACUCAGGCCAGGAUGCGAAUUGUGGUAACACGCUUUUGAUUUCUCUUGAAGAGCUUGUUGAGGAUGGAUUGUUGGAGAAACACGAGCUUCCCGAACCAAUUGACGCAGAGCGUGUGAAUUUUUCGGUUGUUGCUAAUCUUAAGGAUCCUUUGAUAACUAAAGCUGCAGAGAGGCUUAUUUCAAGCAAAGGGGAACUCAAAACACAGCUUGAAAAUUUUCGCAGGGAUCCUAACAUUUCAAGUUGGCUUGAAGAUGCAGCUUAUUUUGCUGCUAUUGAUGACAGUUUGAACACACUCAGUUGGUACGAUUGGCCCGAACCCUUAAAAAACCGCCAUCUUGUAGCUCUAGAAGAUAUUUAUGAACAAAAGCGAGAUUUUAUAAAUGUAUUUAUUGCGCAACAGUUCUUGUUCCAAAGACAAUGGCAGAAAGUUCGCGACUACGCACAAAGUAGGGGAAUCAGAAUAAUGGGAGACAUGCCCAUUUAUGUUGGUUAUCACAGUGCAGAUGUUUGGGCAAAUAAGAAUCAGUUUGCACUGAACAAGAAAGGCUUUCCGCUUUUAGUCAGUGGUGUGCCUCCUGAUGCAUUCAGCGAAACUGGUCAGCUGUGGGGAAGCCCCCUGUAUGAUUGGAAAGCCAUGGAGAAAGAGGGGUACUCAUGGUGGAUACGUCGCAUACGACGUGCUCAAGAUAUAUAUGACGAAUUUAGAAUUGACCAUUUUAGAGGAUUAGCUGGAUACUGGGCUGUUCCCUCUGAAGCGAAAAUAGCUAUGGUUGGAAAGUGGAAGGUAGGACCUGGAACAUCCUUCUUUGAUGCCAUUUCCAAAGCUGUUGGAAGGAUUAAUAUCACAGCAGAAGACCUGGGAGUUAUCACUGAGGAUGUAGUGCAACUACGGAAAUCCAUAGGAGCCCCUGGAAUGGCCGUCCUCCAGUUUGCGUUUGGAGGUGGUCCUGAUAACCCUCAUUUGCCUCAUAAUCACGAGUGCAAUCAAGUUGUCUAUACAGGGACUCAUGACAAUGACACGAUUAAGGGUUGGUGGGAAGCUUUAAACCAAGAAGAGAAAUCGCAUGUAUUAAGUUAUAUUUCAUUAACCGAGCAAGAUGAUAUUCCUUGGGCACUAAUCCAGACAGCGGUGGCCUCUGUUGCUCAAACAGCAAUAAUACCUAUGCAAGAUGUUCUUGGACUCGGGAAUUCUGCCAGGAUGAAUAUUCCUGCAACUCAGUUUGGAAACUGGGGAUGGAGGGUUCCAAAAUCUGUGAACUUUGACAGGUUAGACACAGAGGCAACAAGAUUAAAAGAUAUGCUUUCAUUGUAUGGCCGGGUUUGA
Lathyrus sativus (Indian pea) is the source of this 1719-nucleotide messenger RNA. The record is from the annotation of a GenBank genome assembly. NCBI's taxonomy places the organism in Eukaryota, Viridiplantae, Streptophyta, Magnoliopsida, Fabales, Fabaceae.